Loxodonta africana (African savanna elephant) is the source of this 2826-nucleotide messenger RNA. RefSeq names its product RAD21 cohesin complex component (gene RAD21). Gene Ontology annotation, cellular component: meiotic cohesin complex. Lineage: Eukaryota; Metazoa; Chordata; Mammalia; Proboscidea; Elephantidae. Gene Ontology annotation, biological process: replication-born double-strand break repair via sister chromatid exchange; sister chromatid cohesion. The coding region runs from base 218 to 2113 and encodes 631 amino acids. Gene Ontology annotation, molecular function: protein binding; chromatin binding. The record is from RefSeq and is a predicted model, not a curated record. The transcript is spliced from 14 exons.
CCGCGGCGUAACGGCAGCCAUCUUGUUUGUUUGAGUGAAUCGGAAAGGAGGAGGUGGCUGUGGCGGCGGCGGGAGCUGCUCCGAAGCUACACCGCACAAGGGCUCCCCCCUUUCCCCGCCCCCUCCCCCAACCCUUUUCCCCUCCCCGGGCCACCCAGCCCGGCCCUACUCCCGGUGGAGAGCAAGGUUUCCUCCUGUCUUAUAGUCAACCAGAACGAUGUUCUACGCACAUUUUGUCCUCAGUAAAAGAGGGCCUCUGGCCAAAAUUUGGCUGGCGGCCCAUUGGGAUAAGAAGCUAACCAAAGCCCAUGUGUUCGAGUGUAAUUUAGAGAGCAGUGUGGAGAGUAUCAUCUCACCCAAGGUGAAGAUGGCUCUUCGAACAUCGGGACAUCUCUUACUGGGAGUAGUUCGCAUCUAUCACAGGAAAGCCAAAUACCUCCUUGCAGACUGUAAUGAAGCAUUUAUUAAAAUAAAGAUGGCUUUUCGGCCAGGUGUUGUUGACCUACCUGAGGAAAACCGUGAAGCAGCUUAUAAUGCCAUAACAUUACCUGAAGAAUUUCAUGACUUUGAUCAGCCGCUGCCUGACUUAGAUGACAUUGAUGUGGCCCAGCAGUUCAGCCUGAACCAGAGUAGAGUGGAAGAGAUAACCAUGAGAGAAGAAGUUGGAAACAUCAGUAUUCUACAAGAAAAUGAUUUUGGCGACUUUGGAAUGGAUGAUCGUGAGAUAAUGAGAGAAGGCAGUGCCUUUGAGGAUGAUGACAUGUUAGUAAGCACUAGUACUUCUAAUCUCUUGCUUGAGCCUGAGCAAAGCACCAGCAAUCUGAAUGAGAAAAUUAACCAUUUAGAAUAUGAAGACCAAUAUAAGGAUGACAACUUUGGAGAAGGAAAUGAUGGUGGCAUAUUAGACGACAAACUUAUUAGUAAUAAUGAUGGUGGUAUCUUCGACGAUCCCCCUACUCUCUCUGAGACGGGGGUGAUGUUGCCAGAGCAGCCUGCACACGAUGACAUGGAUGAGGAGGAUAAUGUGUCGAUGGGUGGGCCCGAUAGUCCUGAUUCAGUGGAUCAUAUUGAACCAUUGCCAACCAUGACCGAUCAAACAACACUUGUUCCGAAUGAGGAGGAAGCAUUUGCUUUGGAACCUAUUGAUAUCACUGUCAAAGAAACAAAAGCCAAGAGGAAGAGGAAGCUAAUUGUUGACAGUGUGAAAGAGUUGGAUAGCAAGACUAUUAGAGCCCAGCUUAGUGAUUACUCUGAUAUUGUUACUACUUUGGAUCUGGCACCACCCACCAAGAAAUUGAUGAUGUGGAAAGAGACAGGAGGAGUGGAAAAACUUUUCUCGUUACCUGCUCAGCCUUUAUGGAAUAAUAGACUACUGAAGCUCUUCACACGUUGUCUUACACCACUUGUACCAGAGGAUCUUAGAAAAAGGAGGAAAGGAGGAGAGGCUGAUAAUUUGGAUGAAUUCCUCAAAGAAUUUGAAAACCCAGAGGUUCCCAGAGAAGACCAGCAACAGCAACAUCAGCAGCGUGAUAUUAUUGAUGAGCCCAUUAUGGAAGAACCAAGCCGCCUCCAGGAGUCAGGAAUGGAAACCAGCAGAACAAACUUGGAUGAGUCAGCCAUGCCCCCGCCACCACCUCAGGGAGUUAAGCGAAAGGCUGGACAAGUUGACCCGGAGCCUGUGAUACCUCCUCAGCAGGUAGAGCAGAUGGAAAUACCUCCUGUCGAGCUGCCCCCCGAAGAACCUCCAAAUAUCUGCCAGCUAAUCCCAGAGCUAGAACUUCUGCCAGAGAAGGAGAAGGAGAAAGAGAAGGAGAAAGAAGAUGACGAAGAGGAGGAGGAUGAAGAUGCUUCGGGGGGUGAUCAGGAUCAAGAAGAAAGAAGAUGGAACAAAAGAACUCAGCAGAUGCUUCAUGGUCUUCAGCGAGCUCUUGCUAAAACUGGAGCUGAAUCUAUCAGUUUGCUUGAGUUAUGUCGAAACACGAACAGAAAGCAAGCUGCAGCUAAAUUCUACAGCUUCUUGGUUCUUAAAAAGCAGCAAGCUAUUGAGCUGACACAGGAAGAACCAUACAGUGACAUCAUUGCCACACCUGGACCAAGAUUCCACAUCAUUUGAGCAGCUAGAAGCAUUAUAGCUAGUGUUCAUUUCACUAGUGUGUAAAAAUUGCCCCCAUGUGUAGGGCACACAAAACCCUUUGAGAAAAUUUAGAUAAUUGUCUGUACAAAGUCUCUGCCUUUUUCUUUCUUCAUUUCCCCCCCCAGUAUUUUAAAUUUAUUAAUUUCAUCUUUAAAGGAAACUACUUAAAUGGGUUGUUUUUGUGUUCUGAUGGAGAAAACAAGCAGCCCAAGGACCUGAAAGAUUAUUAUAACAGUUCAGAACAGAUGUGUGCAAUAUUGGUGCAUGUUGAGUAGCAGUCGAAAAUCAUGAUUUUUAUCUUUGUUCUCAAUUACUGCAUUAAAAAGGUAAACUUGUCUGGGGAAAUGCCUGACAAUUUAAUUAAAAAUGAUGGUGCAUGUCUUUGACAAAAGAGAUUAUCUUUUCCCAUUGGUAACGCGGGCAAUCUUUGUUACCCACUGUGCUUAGUGAUGGUACCUGAAACAACAGAGGUCGUCCUCUUGAGGUAUGUUUUAAAUAUAAUUCCAUAACGAUCAAGGAUAGAUGUGUGAAAUUACGCUGUAACUGAUUCCCUUCAGCUACAAAAGGAUAGGAAUUACGGGGUUUAAAAUGUUCUGUUUUGUACAUCAUUCAUUUGAGUCCUCAUGAACCUUGCUGUCCUGAAAUCUGUUUAAUGAGGCUUCAGAGUAAACAGACCUUUUUUUUUUUUUUUU